AUGGGUGCUGGUCAGAAGCAGCGUCGCGAUCAGGGUCCACCUUCAUCGGCUGGAAACUCUGGUCAGCAACAAACACUUCCUUCAGUAUCACAAUCAGUUGCUGACGGAGAACAAACCAAAUCAUCUGUCAUUCUUCAAGUCGACGGACCAAAUGAGCCACGCCAGACUCCAUUUGGGCGUGGUCUUGGCUUUGAUCCCGCGAGAGACCUCAAGCAAGAUGAGACUAGAAAGAUGCGUUGCGAGCUUCCCUCUUAUCGUGAAAACUAUGACAUGGCCCCCGAGACGCUUCUUCCAGCUCGCCCAGGCUACAAUUCUCAGGGAAAGGCAAUCAGCAUUCGCGUGAAUCAAUUUAAGGUCGUGGACGCCCCAAACAAGGACGUCUACCAAUUUGAUGUUUUGGUUGGUCUAGGUGGUGAAAAGAUGGGACUCAUUAAGAAGGUUUGGGAAUCCAAGACCGUCCAGAGAGAGUUGGCAAAGCAUGGCAAGUUUUGGCUCUGGGAUGGUAAUAAGAUUGCAUGGUGCUCAAACCCAUUGGCCCGUGGUGAAUUCCGCAUUCUCGUUGAUCUUGAUCUCGAGGCUGGCAAACCAGGUGGAGACCCCAAACGCAUGAUUUACUGCACGGUCAAGCAGACAACCACCAUCAGAAUGGCUUCUUUGCACGCUUAUCUUAACAAGGAAUGCGACUUUGACAACAAUGUUCUUUGCGCUAUCGACUUCCUUGAUCAUAUGAUCCGUCAAUGGCCCAGUGAGAAAUACGUUGUUCAGAAGCGUAGUUUUUUCGCUCGUGGCAUUGACCGUUGUCCUUUGGACAUCACAAUAGAGGCGAUGAAAGGUGUAUAUCAAUCGAUUCGCCUUUGCAAUCACCUCACUGAGAAGGGUCCUACAAUCCGUGGCUUGGCAGUCAAUGUCGAUGUUGCCAAUGGCACAUUCUGGACAUCACAAGACUUCAUGCAAGCUGCCCGUAACUUGUGCAGUGUUCCUCGGAACAAGGCACUAGACUACGAUGUGUUCAGAAAGCAUCUGAGACCUGAGCAGAGAGCCAUGCCAAAUGGUAGACUCGAGAAGUCUGCGGAAUUCUUGACGCUUGAGAAGAUGAAGAAAUUGAAGUUCACUUUGAAGCAUCACGGCAAGACAAAUGACCAGAAGAUCUAUACCGUGAAGAGAUUUACUUUCCGUCAUGAGGCCGCAUAUGCUGCUGAUGGUCUCAAUUCUAAGAAUCAUUUCUUCACUCCCAAGGAUACUGGAAAGGAGAUAUCCAUCUACAAUUACUUCAAGUCGAAGUAUAAUAUUAAUCUCAAGUACUGGUGGGCUCCUUUGAUCGAGACUGAGAGAGCAGGUUUCUUCCCCAUGGAAGUAUGUACUUUGGCUCCAAGUCAAAAGUACCAGUAUAAGCUGGACCCCAAUCAGACCUCCUCCAUGAUCAAGUUUGCAGUCACCAGACCAAAGGUCCGCAUUCAAUCGAUUGAGCAUGGACUUGGCAUGUUGAAAUGGAACGAGGAUCCUUAUCUCGCUCAUUAUGGUUUCAAGAUUGACCGAACCAUGACCAUGACUCAAGCUCGUCUACUUCAAAAUCCAGUAGUUCAAUUCGAUAAGGCUACUAUUGAUCCCAAGACAUCCGGACGUUGGGACUUACGUGGCAAGAAGUUUCUCUAUGCCAAUCCAGAACCAUUAGUCUCCUGGGGUGUUGCCAUCGUUGACAACUGUAUUCAGGAACCUGCUGUCAAGAAUUUCCUCCAGGUGUUCAUUCAGACUUACAUUGGCCAUGGUGGUAGAGUUACUAAUAAGACUCCACCAAUCAUGAAGAUUUCUGGUGCUCCAGACAAGAUCGCCGAGGGUGUUCAAACCGUUCGUAACGCUGCUGGACAACAGGCCAAGCAAAUUCCUCAAAUUUUGUUCUUCAUUUUACCUGAUCGAAAUUCUUUCAUGUAUGAACGCUUCAAGAAGAACAAUGAGUGUCGCUUUGCGAUGAUGUCUCAGAUGAUGAAUGUUGCUCAUGUUGCCAAGGCGCAACCUCAGUAUUGCUCCAACGUUUGUAUGAAGGUGAAUGCAAAGCUUGGUGGUACGACAUGCAAGGUUGCGGACAUGAAGCCACCAAAGCCCUUCUUUCCCCGUGCAACAAUGGUCAUUGGUGCCGAUGUCUCUCACGCUACACCAGGAUCCCCACAGUCUUCCAUGGCCUGUUUGACAAUGUCAAUGGACUCUACUGCGUGUAGAUAUGCUGCAGCAGUUCAGACCAACGGACAGCGUGUUGAAAUGAUUUCGCCUGAUAAUAUUAACUCGAUGCUAAUUCCAUUGUUCAAAGAAUGGGUCAUCAAAGUUGGCAAGGGAUCUGGACCGAUGCAUAUUUACUACUUUAGAGAUGGUGUUUCCGAAGGUCAAUUCGAACAUGUUAUUAACCAAGAGGUUAAGAACAUGAAGAUCGCCCUCGAGAAGGCAUUUGGCCCCAAAGCCGCAGCUAUUCGCUGGACUGUGACGGUGUGCACCAAGAGACAUCAUUUACGAUUCUUCCCCAAAGACAAUGACAUGGCCGCUGGUGACAAGAACGGAAACGCACUUCCAGGUACACUUGUCGAGAGAGACAUCACUCAUCCUUUCGAGUAUGACUUUUACUUAAGUUCUCACUCGGCAAUUCAAGGAACUGCUCGUCCAGUUCACUACCAGGUCAUCAUGGAUGAAGCUCAAGUUCCAGUGAAUGACUUUCAGAGAAUGGUUUAUCAGCAUUGCUAUCAAUACAUGCGUUCUACCACCCCUGUCUCCUUGUAUCCCGCUGUCUACUAUGCACAUUUGGCUUCUAACCGUGCUCGUGCUCAUGAGGCCAAGGGCCAUAGUGCGGGACCUCGUGGUGGAGAGAAAUUCCUCGAGAAGCAGGCAAAGGAAGCCCAAGACAGAGUCGCUGGUAAGGCACCCUCUAGUCAAACUGGGUCAAGUCAGCUGGUGGUUGAAGAUGUUCCACUUCUUCCUUUGGGACAAGUCAACCAAAAUGAUAAGGUUAAUCCGGAAGUCAUAUCGAAGCUUCGCACUGGCAUGUGGUACAUUUAA
Messenger RNA from Botrytis byssoidea, 3039 nucleotides. RefSeq lists its product as uncharacterized. The transcript has 10 exons. Gene Ontology annotation, molecular function: RNA binding; protein binding. NCBI's taxonomy places the organism in Eukaryota, Fungi, Ascomycota, Leotiomycetes, Helotiales, Sclerotiniaceae. The coding region runs from base 1 to 3039 and encodes 1012 amino acids. The record is from RefSeq and is a predicted model, not a curated record.